AUGCCUGCAGCAGGUGGGGUUGAUGAGGAGCGGUACCCGCAGGAGUUUCCGGAGCUCUUCCCGGCACUGACAGCGGGCGGAGGGAGGGCGGGAGCCCCGGCAGCCGUGUGGCCCGCGGGGGCUGCCCGGGCGGCCCUGCACUACCUCAACUACCGAGCGGCUUCCCCACAGCCCUGCAGGCUCUGGGACAGCUCCGCAAAAGCCACGGUGAAGAACAUCCCAGACUUGGGUCACAAGUAUUACCUGCAGUUCACCACUGAAGACUACAAAACUGGGGAAAAUUCUGGGAGCUGCCUUGCUACAGUGUUGUAUCCAAAGAACAAGUCCCCACCUGUUGUCACUAUCAAGUGUGUUCCUGCCAAAGACCCAAAGGAAAUCCAAGAAGAGGACAAGAGACUUUACCAAAUGAGGCACCAAACCAAACCCAUAACUGGACACAACAUUCCAGACAGCUAUGGGAAUAUUGAACCUGCCCUGGAGCCAGUGUCUUUGGCUGUUGCUGGCAGCAGUUCCAUCAUGUGGGAAAAGUCAAGGGAGAACGUGGGUUACUUCCUGGCCCAGGUCAAGUCCGUGAAGCAGUGGAUCAGAAAAGAUGACCUUCUGAGUUUGACUACACUGUCCUACUCCCACGAAAUCCCAACACAGGAAAUUAUUUCAUGCCACAUGCGCCUCACUUGGCUUCCCAGCCGCUCUCUGAAGGUGAAGCACUUCUGUGCUUCAGAGAACCAGGAGCUCAACGAGGGAUCUGGAAUGGGAUCGGGAUCAGCUGCUGAGGUUUUACAGGAAAGGGGAGCAAAUUUUAACAGAGCUUCUCAGCUUUCUGCAGGUGUAUUAAAUGAGAAAAUCCUCCUGUUAACAGGCCCAGAGUUGUGAUCAUUUUUCUGUACAAGUCACAGAGCAGUGAAUUUGAGUGCUUUCACUCCCUCUGUUUUCGUUCCCAAAUUAAUUCCUCCAAUUUCUUUAAUGGCAAGACUCAACAUUCUGGAGUUCUGCUCAAAACUUUGCUAUGACAUAGAUACACACCACUUGUUUUUUGUCACUAGCAUGCUGUUACUUUUGAAAUGAACACACCCUGUAAGCCAAAGUUAAUAUAUUUGGAUAAAAACCUUGAGAAGGAAUCCGUUGCCAUCCAAUUCCUGCUCUACUAAAUCUAUUACUUUUUGGGGCCAGACAUGCUGACUUUUUUACCUGACAUCUCCAGUAAAAACAGGUUGAGGCUGGGUUUCCUUUCACCACCACUGCUGUUCCACCCCAGCUUUCUGUCCUCUCCCAGCACCUGGAUGUUUUUCUCUCACAUUUGUGAAGGCAACUCAGACAAUACUGAUUUGAGGCAUCUUCUUGUCUCCCCACAUCUGCCAGCAGUGCCUCUCAAGUGGAAAUGCGGGGUGUUGUCCAGCUGUUUGCAGUGGGACACAGUUCUGCUCUCCUCCUUGCACACCAAAGUCUCCCAGUGGGUUUGCAGCAGCUCUGCUGCCCUUCCUUCUCUGGGAACUGGGCCAAACUGUUGGCAAUUUUGUCAUUUUUUAGUACUUUUUUUUCCCCUGUUAGCAAGAUCCCUGCCAGGUGGGAUGAAGUCCCCAUCCUCCUGACACCCUCUGGUCUGUCACUCCGGGUACACGGCGCUCCUGUUGAUCUGUAAUCACUAAACAACGAUUCAAGUGUUCAACACAAAAGCUUAACUGGGGGAUAUUUAGGCUGGGUGAUCUGUUAACCCCCCAAAUUCCAGCAUUUUACACAACUGUAUCAAGUCUGAUCUACUCUGACUGACUGAAGCUUUUUAUAUCAGCACAUAAUAGAAAUUCCAAUAAAUUCCGUGACGCA
This is a messenger RNA of Calypte anna (Anna's hummingbird), 1821 nucleotides long. RefSeq names its product ovocalyxin-32. NCBI's taxonomy places the organism in Eukaryota, Metazoa, Chordata, Aves, Apodiformes, Trochilidae. The record is from RefSeq and is a predicted model, not a curated record. Gene Ontology annotation, molecular function: metalloendopeptidase inhibitor activity.